GAGACGUUACAAGUGUUCUGAGAGACACGACCAACCUGGAGCAGGUGCGCGAGGAGGCGAAGGAGAGACGUAAGAGGAGGAAGAAGAAGCGUUCCGGCUCCACCCUUAUUGCCAGUGUCUUUAGUGAUUUGUACAAACUUACUGGUGAGGUGUUGGGACAGGGUGCAUAUGCUUCAGUGCAGACGUGUGUCAACAUCUAUACAGACAUAGAGUAUGCUGUCAAGAUUAUAGAGAAGGUGCCGACACACAGCCGGACGCGAGUCUUCAAGGAGGUGGAGAUGUUCCAUCACUGCCAGGGGCACAAGAACAUCAUCCAGCUGGUGGAGUUCUUCGAGGAAGACGACAAGUUCUACCUGGUGUUCGAGAAGCUGUACGGGGGCCCCCUGCUGUCUCACAUCCAGAGACGGACGCACUUCACGGAGGCCGAGGCGUCCAUGGUGAUCCGGGACCUGGCCUCGGCUCUGGCCUUCCUGCACAGCAAGGGCAUCGCCCACCGGGACCUCAAGCCGGAGAACAUCCUGUGCGUGUACCCGGACCAGCUGUGCCCCGUCAAGAUCUGUGACUUCGACCUGGGCUCCGGCAUCAAGUUCAACUCGAACCUGAGCUCCCCAGUGAUGACGCCACAGUUGCUCACGCCCGUGGGCUCGGCAGAGUUCAUGGCGCCCGAGGUGGUCGAGGGCUUCAUCAGCGACGACGCCGGGCCCUACGACAAGCGCUGCGACCUGUGGUCGCUCGGCGUGGUCACCUACAUCCUGCUGUGCGGCUACCCGCCCUUCUGCGGCAACUGCGGCGAGGACUGCGGCUGGGAGCGGGGCGAGGCGUGCCCGCAGUGCCAGGACCUCCUGUUCAACAACAUCCAGGACGGCAGCUACGAGUUCCCGAAGCCCGAGUGGGCCUUCAUCAGCGAAGAGGCCAAGGACCUGAUCCGCAACCUGCUGGUCAAGGACGCCUCGCAGAGACUGUCUGCCGAGAUGGUGCUCAACCAUCCCUGGGUCAAGAACGGAGGGCCCACCACGCGCCUCGAGACACCCAGUGUCAUCAGGAAGAACCACAGUGCGCAGCAGCUGUCGCUGUUCGCCGAGUCAUGCAUGGCCCUGAACCGCGUCCUUCUGCAGCAUUUCAGCAUGAACCAGGAUGAGGACAAUGAGAACCUGGACAAGGACCCGCCGUUCGGGCUGUCGCCGCCCUCCGAGUCGCGGCUGGCCCAGCGGCGGCUGCGCUCGCUCAGCCUCAACACCGAGCACCUCGUUACUGCCACAGGCUAACUGGCCCCCGAGCCAGUCACUCAGGGUCAAGGGGGCUGCGCUCCACCCGAACCAGCGUGCUGCGGCGCCCCCUUAUAUAUAGUUUUCAUCGUUGUUUUUGGCUUACACGCCCUCCAACGCCCGCGAGACGGCCUCGCUGCUUGCGGGCCCCGGGCGGCCUUGGUUAGCUGUGGGCGUGCGGAGGAACCCAAGCAGCGAGACGCCUUCAGGGUAAGAGGGCGGCAUACUAAGCCUCAGGUUUUUCUACCUUGUAAUAUUUACAAUAAUAUCAUAUAAUGGAGGUUUAGCCAGCUCAUUAAUGAUCAAAUACUAAAAAAAAUGCCAAAAAAAUCUAUAAAAAAUAAUUGUUUAUUAAGUUUGAUAUAUAUGUAGGCACAAAAUUGAGAUAUAUUUUCAUAUGAUAAGCUUUAUUGAGUUCAGGACAUAAGCCAUCAAGUCAGUAGGAAACCCUGGAUUCGUCAAUUCUUUCUUUUUUUAUAUAUAUUUUUUGUGUGCCAAUGUCGAAAAAAAAACUAUUGAGAAUCGUGGGCUACAACCAACAAAUUAAGUACAAAGUUUAUUAAAAAGAAAGAGAAAUCCUUGAAUCUGUCCUGAAUGCCACUAUAAGCUAAGGUUACGAAAAAAAAAAUGCGGUAGUGUGACAAAGUCCCCCCCCCCACUCCUUCCCCUCUCCUCACCCCCCCACACACACACAUUUGCCAUUUCCUAGUCCUUUCCAUUCCCCAAUUUUUAUUUAAAAUUUUUAUGCCAUGUUCUCCUUUAUCCUCAUAUCCUCUCCCAUGACCCCCUCCCUUCCCCAAAAGACCGUGGAUAUGUGUGUGGAUCGCAAGGCAUGGGGCAUUGUGAUAAUUUAGUGUGUAAGGUGAAAGAGGAUAACACCCCCCCUCCCCCCACAGCACCUAGAGUCUCUCCCCCCCCUUCCCCCCUCCUCGAGAAAUCCAGUCGUAACAGUUAAUGUAAAUGAUACAAAUACAACUUCUCCUUUGUGUGUGGUGCUUCGUAACUUAAGUUUGAUAGUCUUAAAAAAUGAUAUUGAUAAUUACGGAGAGACGGAAGAAAUAAACCCAGUAAGUGCCUAUACGAUUUUAGGAAAACCGUAAAUCGUUUUUUUUUUUAUUAUAGUUAUGAUUAUGAUUCAAUUUUUUAAUGAUUAAAAAUAACCUCAUCCCCCACCCCCAGCUCUUAAAGAUAAAGCAAUUAGGUAAAUUCUCAACAAUUUUUAUUAUGGACGAACAAUUUCUUAUCUUUUGAUUUUUUUUUCUAUGCCUAAAACAGAAACCAGAGGGUCAUUCGAUAUUCUGAUCGAGUUUGUAAUUAGGUUAAUUUUAAAUUGGCAGGUGGUAAAAAAAAUAUAAUAAUGGCUCCGUUCUAGUCGCAUCCAGCGAUAGAACGAGUUGAAUACAAGAGCCAAACUUGUUUUUUUUUAAGGUUAGGGGGAAUGAUCCCUCCCCCCCCCCAAUCACUAGAGUCUCAGAGACUGGGAAAGGAAAAAAAAUUAAAAAACCCUCUGGUUGUAAUGCUGUUAUUGACCGAGAACUUGUCCACCUGACUGUCCUUCCGUUUCCACUAGCAGGAAUUUUCAGUAAGGAGGAUAGGCCUUUUGGUGUUUGCCCCCCCCCCUCUCCCCCCUUAUUAGAAGAAACAUCACCCAAGAAAAGAGAAAACAUAAUCGUAAUUGAUAAUGUAAAAAAAUGUAUAUUAUAAUAGUGAUCAUGUAUGUACCUGGAAUGCCAUGCUGGUUGCCAUGGCCUUGCGUGCACGUUGCCCAGUCCGUGUUGAUCCACACACAUUGGUUCCCCCCCCCCCUCUCCCCUAUCCCCCCUCCACCCAUACACACAACCCUUGAAAAAUAGGAUAUUUAGAAUUACGUUUUUGUUACUGUUUUCUAUCUUUUUUAUACAUUGGAAUAGGAGAUAUUAAAGAGAAAGUAAAGUGUUGAUUACUUUUUUCUGAAAUUAUUAUUAUUGGUAUUGUCUUGGCCAAAAAGAAAAAAAAAAAAAAAAAAGUUUUUCUGUGGGGGAAGAAAUUGUCACCCCCUUUAAAACCCCCCUGUGAUUUUUUUUAGGAUGUUUAUUUGGUUUUAUUAUUCAUGUAUUUCUGGCUUUUUUCUCUUACUGGUUUUCUACCUUGUUGUUUCAAAGGUAGCUGUAGUUGUACCUUUCAUUUAGUAAGGUAAAAGACUAGUAGGUGUUUCAAAGGGAAAAAAAAAGAAAAAUGUUUAAAAAGUAUUUUUUCGGGGGGGGGAUGUUAACUGUUGCUGUUGAUAAGGUCUCGCCUAUUUUUUUUUAUUUUUAUUAUUUUUUUUUUUUUCUUCUUCUCCUCUCGCCCCCCCCCCUUCCCCUCUCCCUCCCCCUCCCCCUCAGUUAUAUAUAUAUAUAUUAUCUCUCGCAUCUCUCCAUUUCGAUCCUCCAAUCUGUUAUCUCAGACAGGCUGAUUCACGAGGCAAGGGACUUGAGAGAAAGUUCUUGAGAAUCUUGCCCGAACGACACUUCUAGAAAAUCUUUCCGAAAGAGACAGCGUGCGAAAGGCCCCAGUGCGCGCUCUCGGACCUUGACACCGCAUAUACAUAAGUUCUGUUAUUAAGGUCCUGUAAAAGGUCCGAGAGGCGCGGGGUCAGUGGCGAACUUUUUAUACAUUGUGCAGUGGCUGAGGAAUAGCAGUCUUGGAGGUCAGAGAGAAAGGAGCUUUUGAUAAGAGAGAAAGAUAGAGAGAGGGAGGAGGAAAGGUGGAGAAGGGUAGGAUGGAUUCAGAAGUAUAUGGAUAGAGAGAGAGAGAGAGAGAAAGAAAGAAAGAAAAGGGGGGGAAAAAAAGACUCGUUGGAAGAUGAAAAUGGAGAGAGAGAGAGAAAAAAGAUAACUUUGAAAAACUCUCUUUUUCGCGCCCGAGUCUUACGUCCAAUGCAACGGUUGGGAUUCGCGAGUGCGCUCCCCCCCCCCCCCUCUUCCCCCCCAUUACAUUCCUCAUCACUUCAUCACCAUCACUUUUCACCAAAAUUCACUACCAUCCCCAUCAGAAUCACCCGGCUCGCCAAUCAUCACCAUCGCCAUUUUAUCUGACCAUCACCAUCAUCAUCAUCAUCGUUAGUGCAGUGAGGUGGCUCCACAUAAAAACGCUGGUCCAUGGUUUGUCAACGCGACCACAAUCUCAUUAUUUUAGAGCCUUAAAUGUUAGUCAGGACUUCUAUUAUUAUUACUUUUACUUUUGAAAGAAAUUGUAAUUAUUUUCACACAUGUAUUAUUAAUAUUCUCUUCCUUAAUUUAUUAAUGAAAUAUUUUUGUCAAUUUAUUAUUUACUCGGUUUUUUUUACUCCCCCCCCCCAUUCAUUUUGAAGAAAAAGUUUUAUAUUCUUCAUCAUCAAAGUCAUUAUAGAAGCGUUUAGUUAUCAAGCAGAACACAUUGUUAUCACAAACUUGUUCAUUGAAUCAUUUUCAAAAAAGAAAAAUAUCAUGCCAGGCUUGUUUGCCAUACAGGUUGUUUUCAAUAAAAUGUUGAAAAGAUAUAUUAGACUUUUGUGAACCAUCAUCCCUUUUGAAAAGGAAUAUAAUAGGUCAUUUUCAUCCUUUUAUAUUGAACUCGGACUGUUACUGAAAAUACUUCGAUGUUUAGUGAUGACUUUUCAUACAUAACUAAACUUGCGAACGAUGACGAACGAAACACUAAAUGGUAAAGGCCUGUUUUUUUUGUAAUAAUCGCUAGACUGUUAUUCUUUUAUUAUUUGGGCUUCUAAUUCUUCAUCUGUGACAAAAAUUCAUGUGAUAGUUAGCUCAAGGAACCACCACACUGCUGUCGCCUCAUAAUUCGUCUUCCCAUCUACCGCCUAACGUCAACAAUAGGCUGUAUGAGGAGAGAAAUAACAUUGAAAGAAAGAUGGAAAAAAAGGUUUAUCCAUAUGUGGCGCCCCCUCCCACCCCCCUUUUUUCUCAUUUUCAUUUGGUAGGAGGGAAGGAGGAGAAAGAAGAGGAGGAGGUACUUACUGUUGAAGUGAAUUUGACGAGGGAGGAGAGUGUAUAGAGGAAGAGAAAGAAAUGAGACAAGGUAGAAUAGAGACAUGGAGGAAGAGGAAGAAGAGGUUAAGUGGGAGAUGGACGAGUGAUGUAUUUUUCUGAGCCUGUAGGUGAUAAGCCCCGCUGUGUGAUGGAGAAAGAGUGUAUAGUGUAUCAUUGUAUACUCCGGGCCAUACAUCCUGGAAAGUCUGGUACUGUGGAUGUUGGUUUCCUGUUUGAGUGAAUUUUGGCUCAGCACACACUUGUCUCCUCCCCUUCUCUCUUCCUUCGCUCUCUCGUAUCUACCCUUUCUUUUGGACUCUUUCCACACACUCCACUUCCCUUCUCUUCUUCCUUCUUUCUUCGCCCGUUAUUCCUUCUUCCCUUCCUCUUCCAAUCGGCAGAGGUCGCGCAACACUGCUUUAGAAAAGAUGACGAUGUGUUUCAGGAUCGUUUCUUUAGUACCAUAUACGGAGUCAUAUUUGUAAUAUCAUUUCCGCCCGUGUUAAUUUAUAUAAUUAUGUGAAUAUCUUGACAGGAAUAAGGGGAUAAUUCCCUCCUAAUGGUAUAUAUAUAUAUAUGUAUGCGCGCACCCAUGUGUUGGAAUAUACGGAGGAAGCAAGGUGCCAAGUUCUGUAAAUUAUCUCAAGUGUUUUUAAAACAAAAAAUACUUGGAAGGUGGAGUAAAAGCAAAGCCAUUUUCUUGUACUUGACCCUGUGCUCUGGAACACCUCAAUAAAUAGAGCUCAAGCAGGGAGGAAGUGCAAAUAAAAGUUAUCUUUUUAAU
This is a messenger RNA of Penaeus monodon (black tiger shrimp), 6035 nucleotides long. RefSeq names its product MAP kinase-interacting serine/threonine-protein kinase 1-like (gene Lk6). Gene Ontology annotation, cellular component: cytoplasm; nucleus. NCBI's taxonomy places the organism in Eukaryota, Metazoa, Arthropoda, Malacostraca, Decapoda, Penaeidae. Gene Ontology annotation, biological process: intracellular signal transduction; peptidyl-serine phosphorylation; protein autophosphorylation. Gene Ontology annotation, molecular function: calcium-dependent protein serine/threonine kinase activity; calmodulin binding; ATP binding. The record is from RefSeq and is a predicted model, not a curated record.